UGCACGAAUUCUUGUAAACAGAAAGAAUGGCGGCAACGAAGGGGAAGCUAAUUUACAAAGUAUACAGAGCACUAAGCUACGGCCUCUCGCCAUUGCUCUACCUUCACCUCCGAUGGCGUGUGCUUCGUGGUCUCGAGCACCCUUCCCGAUGGCCGGAGCGUCUUGGUCGACCUUCUCAUGCUCGUCCUCCCGGUCCACUCCUCUGGUUCCAUGCCGUCUCUUUAGGAGAAGGUUUGGCUACUAUUCCUGUAAUUAAGCAAUGUAUUCAGAGGAGGCCUGAUUUGAUCGUUUUGAUGACAACAACCACUUAUUCUGCCUUUCAGGUAGUGAAGAAUUGUCUUCCUACCGGCGUCAUAUAUCAGUUUGCUCCACUUGAUACAGCUGCUUCCAUAGACACUUUCAUUGAAUAUUGGAAGCCUAAAGUUAUUAUUUUAAUGGAGAGUGAACUUUGGCCUAAUCUUAUCUUGGGUGCUUCACAGCGUGGUAUUGAUAUGGCAUUGUUAAAUGCUCGGAUGUCAGCUACGUCCUUUAAGCAUUGGUCAAUUCCAGUGUUUCUUCCGCUGAUUUCCUUUAUGCUGUCAAAGUUUUCAUUGAUUCUCCCGUUGAGCAAUCUACAGGCCAUACGGUUCCAGCUACUGCAGGCUUCACCACUGGUCAUCAGUUUUGCUGGUGAUCUGAAAUUUGCCGUUGAAAAUGUUGGUAUGUCAGAAAAAGAGAUCAAAAAGGUUGAAGAUCUAAGAGCACAGUUGGCCUAUAGACAAGCUUGGAUGGCUUCAUCCAUACAUAAAGGAGAAGAAGAAGUUAUACUUCAAGUUCACAGAAUGCUCUUAGAAGCACACCCAAAUCUAGUAACUGUUAUUGUACCUCGACAUCCACAGCAUGGAAAAGAGAUCGCUUUAGAAAUGCAGAAAGAAGGGCAGAACGUAGCUUUGAGGUCUCGAGGUGAAAACAUUACAUCGGGAACGAACAUAUACAUUGUAGACACAUUAGGUGAAUUAAGGUAUUUGUAUGGAAUAACCUCCAUUGCUGUGGUUGGAGGAUCCUUCUUGCCUGGUCUUGCUGGUCACAACGUAUCAGAAGCUGCCGCAGCUGGUUGUGCUGUAUUGACCGGUCCAUAUGUUGGCCAUUUCUCGAGCAUGGUGGCUAAAAUGCAGCAGUUUAAUCCAAUGUCGGUUUUGCAGGUUCAUGGAAAAGUGGACCUUGGAGGAGCUAUAAAAAAUCUGCUUAAAGACGACAAAGUUUUGGAAGCGCACCGAAUGGCCGCUAAACAGGCGCAGCAAGCUCUGGCGAGUGGCAUUAUUGUUGGUACUUGGAACUCACUAAAUUCCAAAGUUCUGAGAAGUGCUUUUGGGUAGGUGAUGACAUAUACAAUCCUGGAUAAAAUUCUUUGGAACGUUAGUGGAUUUAAAUGUUUUAAAUAUACAUGGUAUAUUUGUAGGAAUUACUCGAUUGGAUUGUUUCGUUUUUAAGGUGGGAGAAUGGUUGCAUGUGCAAAUAGUUUCAAAUAUUUUCAUAAUGAGAAUUUCCCUUCCUUUAUCAA
This is a messenger RNA of Cucumis melo (muskmelon), 1540 nucleotides long. RefSeq names its product probable 3-deoxy-D-manno-octulosonic acid transferase, mitochondrial. Lineage: Eukaryota; Viridiplantae; Streptophyta; Magnoliopsida; Cucurbitales; Cucurbitaceae. The record is from RefSeq and is a predicted model, not a curated record. Gene Ontology annotation, cellular component: plasma membrane. Gene Ontology annotation, biological process: lipid A biosynthetic process. The transcript is spliced from 12 exons. Gene Ontology annotation, molecular function: transferase activity. The coding region runs from base 27 to 1355 and encodes 442 amino acids.